CCUCAUUGUGGAAAUGUUUAGUAUCUGUUUGGUAACUGUAGUAAGUGGACCUGGCUGCACUGCCUAGCUCGAUCUCCUCUCAUUAAGCAUCUUGUUCAGAAGACCUUGGUAUUAUUAAAAAUAGACCAACAUCAUCAACAUGGCUGCCGAAAGACUGUCCGUAAUCCAAGGACAUAUUAAAGGAAGCAAUGUGUUCAUGGAGAAAUCCAGUAGUAACAAUCACAGGGAGAGUCAUAAGGUUCCGCAACGUAGGCAAGAUUUUAUGAAGUGGAAUGGAUGGGGUUACAGAGAUUCCAAGUUUCUUUAUGACUUGGACAAGGAUGUCAUCCACUUUGUUGGGGCCAGGUAUCCUCUAGCAAACAAGAAGUUUCCCUCUUUCAAGACGUGGCUGAAAACCGCUUUUGGAAUUACCGAAGAUUAUCACUGCAAACCUAAGUUUGAAAUAAAAACCGAAGACUUGCCAGUUCCAGUAGUAGACAAGGACUUCCUAAAAGACAUCAAGAACCUUAAGGUAUUUUAUACUGAUGACCCGCAGGACAGACUCUUUCGAUCUCAUGGUCAUACUAUGCGGGAAGUUUUUCUGCUAAGACAAGGCAGUUUUAAUAGAAUUCCUGACCUUGUGGUUUGGCCAACUUCUCAUAAUGAUGUGAUUGAAAUUGUUAAAGCAGCGAACAAACACAACAUUGUCAUUAUACCAUUUGGAGGUGGCACUAGUGUUUCAGGAGCAUUGGAGUGUCCAGUGGACGAAAAAAGAAUGAUUGUUUCCAUGGAUACUACUGAAAUGAACAAAAUAUUAUGGGUCGAUAAGAAGAACCACACAGCCCACAUUGAAGCUGGAAUAUUGGGUAAAGACUUAGAAUGUAAGCUUGCUGAGUACGGAUUCUGUACGGGUCAUGAACCAGAUUCUGCUGAGUUCAGUUCUCUGGGAGGUUGGGUAGCCACCAGAGCAUCUGGGAUGAAAAGAAAUAUCUAUGGAAAUAUAGAAGAUAUGUUGGUCCACGUGCGGAUGGUAACAUCUCAAGGUGUUGUGGAGAAAAAUUGCCAGGUUCCAAGAAUCUCGAGUGGUCCAGACGUCCAUCACUUCAUUCUCGGGUCUGAAGGUACAUUUGGAGUAAUUACAGAAGUAACACUUAAGAUACGCCCUCUACCUGAAUGCAAAAAAUAUGGUUCGUUCAUAUUCCCAGAUUUUGAAACCGGAGUGGCGUUUAUGAGAGAGGUUGCUAGACAGGGACUUAAACCAGCUUCUGUUCGUUUAAUGGAUAACGAUCAAAUAAUGUUUGGUCAAGCCUUAAAGCCCGAAGCCGAAUCCAUCUUAAGCUCAUUGUUCGAUAGCGUGAAAAUGUUUUACGUCAUUCGAAUCAAAGGGUUCGAACUCACCCGGGUAGUCGGCCUCACCUUGUUACUUGAAGGGAACAGAGAAGACACCCAACUGCUAGAAAACAAGCUACUAGCUUUAGGGAACAGGUUUGGAGGUGUGUAUGCAGGUGAAGAUAACGGCAAACGAGGUUAUCUUUUAACUUAUGUCAUUGCAUACAUUCGGGACCUAAUAUUUGACUUUGGAGUGUUUGCCGAAUCUUUUGAAACAUCAGUGCCAUGGGAUAGAGUCCUUGACCUCUGUAGAAAUGUUAAAGCCAGAAUUCUAAGAGAAGCGGAAGCACAUGGAUUACCCCAUCAACCAUUUGUUUCCUACCGAGUAACCCAGACUUACGAUGUGGGGGCUUGUAUUUACUUCUAUAUGGGUAUUAACGGCCGUGGCCUUCCAGAUCCGAUUCAUGUCUACGAGGAACUCGAGGCGGCAGCUAGAGACGAGAUACUUGCUUGUGGAGGAAGUGUCUCUCAUCACCACGGAAUUGGUAAGAUCCGAAAGCGUUGGUUGAAACAGUCUGUGUCCGGUGUUGGUCUUGGAAUGAUGAGGGCGGUGAAAGAAUACGUUGAUCCAAAUAAUGUGUUUGCCAACGGAAACUUGAUGAUUUGAUCUUUGACCAUUUGAUAAACAGCAAGAAAAAUAACCAUGACUAUAUUUUUCAAUCUUCCAUGUACACUACACCUUGAUAUAUUUUACACUGUACGUCAUCGGCAAAUUUCCGUUUUUAAUAUCCUAGUUACUUGGUUGUGGUUAAUAUUAUAUAUUUAUUAUUUACUCAAAACACUACAAGCUUUAGUAUUAUAUUUUCAUAAAAACGCUUGUUUGUGAUAUUACGUAAUUUUGGUGUUCAAGAAGAUAAAUUAUUUGGUAAAACUAGGUGAAAUUAUAAUGCCAAAUAAUUUCCUUUAAUUGCU
Molecule: messenger RNA, 2280 nt
Organism: Limulus polyphemus (Atlantic horseshoe crab)
Lineage: Eukaryota; Metazoa; Arthropoda; Merostomata; Xiphosura; Limulidae
Product: alkyldihydroxyacetonephosphate synthase, peroxisomal-like
Exons: 20
Coding region: 140-1975 (611 amino acids)
Biological process (GO): lipid biosynthetic process
Molecular function (GO): FAD binding; alkylglycerone-phosphate synthase activity
Source: RefSeq, a predicted model, not a curated record